GAAAUCCAAACCCAUAUUCAUUACAACAGUCUCGAGAGAGAGAUAUGGAGAAAAGUAGUCGUACGGUGUGGUUGUUCGUGAUGCUACUUUCGUGGUUUCUUCUGCAGCCGGGAUUCGGCGGCGGCGUAACUGUUGCUGCUGUCGCCGCCGACGAUCCUUAUGCUCUUUACUGCAGCGACGACAUGUACUUCAAGGGCGACCACGAUCUCAAGGCGCAGAUCAAGAUAGUGCUUCAGAACUUGCUCGAGAAAACAAACUACGCUGCUUCCAAGGAAUCCGAUAUCCGGUCGACGUUCGAAUACCCUUCCUACGAUCCUCACGUCUACGGUUCUGCAUUCUGUCAGAGGUCGAAACCGGAGGACUGCGCGCAGUGUCUCAGGACGGCCAAAAAAAUGCUUCUUCGUGGGUGUUACCACAACUCCGGCGCUGAGUUCUACUCCGAGCUAUGUUUCUUGAGAUUCGAGUUCUAUAACUUCAUUUCUUGAAAUCUACCGUUAAGGCAGACGAGAUUUACCUGCACUACUAUUCUGGGUUGCAGGUGCAUUCCGCUACUUGGCAACGUGGUUUGAAAUUUACCUCCUUUACUAUUUUGAUCAAUAAAGUUAGCAGACGUGA
Linum trigynum is the source of this 615-nucleotide messenger RNA. The record is from the annotation of a GenBank genome assembly. Lineage: Eukaryota; Viridiplantae; Streptophyta; Magnoliopsida; Malpighiales; Linaceae.